AUGAGCUCCAAUAGCAACACAAGACGGGCUGAAAAACGGCAAGCCUGCCGGGAGGCACUGGCAAACCAUAUUUAUCGUCAGCUCGGUCUCACCAUUCCACCCGAUCGCGUACGUCUUCAACCUUCGGCGGAUGAUGGCUACGCGUGGUCCGUCUCCAACGCCCAGAAACAUCUUCUUGAAACCCCACUCGGUCGAGGUACGGUCGGGCUUUAUCAAGAGAUCAUCGCCGAGCUGGGGAAAUCCAUCGAGGCCGUCCGGCCACAAACCCCGCAGGGGACUCCAAGGAGCAGUGAAGCGUCGUCGGCCUGUCUGAACCGCACAUUACUGCCCCACCCAGAGAGCUUUACUGAGGUGAUUCAAAGAUUAGAGGUGGAGAAUGAAAGGCUCGUUGGGCAGGUCGAGCAGUAUCGGGAGCAGUCCGAAUCCCUUUUGCGCAAAGAGCAGGAUUGGCAUGCAAAGAUUGCUACCUUACAAGCCGAGGUCGUGUCGUAUCAGCAGGUGAUUCAGACACUCGAAGAAGACGUCUCGAAUUCCCGGACCAGCAUUCUGGACGCGAUAGAAGUCCUCAAAAGCAAUCAGAAUCUGUUGGAAAAGAAGUAG
Penicillium chermesinum is the source of this 600-nucleotide messenger RNA. RefSeq lists its product as uncharacterized. The record is from RefSeq and is a predicted model, not a curated record. Bases 1 to 600 code for a protein of 199 amino acids. The transcript has 3 exons. NCBI's taxonomy places the organism in Eukaryota, Fungi, Ascomycota, Eurotiomycetes, Eurotiales, Aspergillaceae.